Fusarium keratoplasticum is the source of this 378-nucleotide messenger RNA. RefSeq lists its product as uncharacterized. The transcript is spliced from 2 exons. The record is from RefSeq and is a predicted model, not a curated record. Lineage: Eukaryota; Fungi; Ascomycota; Sordariomycetes; Hypocreales; Nectriaceae. Bases 1 to 378 code for a protein of 125 amino acids.
AUGCAUACCGGCUUUCUUCUGAAUGCCAUCUUGGCUUUAGGUGCUGCCACGGCAGUCUCUGCCUCCGCUAUUUCUCCUCGCGCCAAUCGCAAAGCGAACGAGUUCUCAAGCGGCGACUGUGCCCAAGGAACCGCUUCUUACGAGCAUGAGAGUAACUUCAACGUUGAUGUCACUAUGGACGAUACUAGCCAUUCUGUCUACUUCGCAUCUGGACCGUGGUUCUACUACGGAGGAAAGACCGGAAACGGCGGUUCUUGCACGGGCGACUUGCUAGGAAGUUGGAACAACGAUGAGAAUCACCCCUGCGUGAACCUUGACAGGAGAGGUGAUGACGGUCGUCGUAUUCAGUGCGUCAGGUGGAAUAACGGAGGUGGUUAA